Molecule: messenger RNA, 2440 nt
Organism: Melanotaenia boesemani (Boeseman's rainbowfish)
Lineage: Eukaryota; Metazoa; Chordata; Actinopteri; Atheriniformes; Melanotaeniidae
Gene: slc15a1b
Product: solute carrier family 15 member 1b
Exons: 20
Coding region: 1-2130 (709 amino acids)
Biological process (GO): transmembrane transport; oligopeptide transport
Cellular component (GO): membrane
Molecular function (GO): dipeptide transmembrane transporter activity
Source: RefSeq, a predicted model, not a curated record
AUGAGCGUUCAUUCUUCAUCUUUCCCGGCCUCACCGUCCUCCUCCUCGCUGUCUGCAGCCGUGCUGGUUUUGUACUUUAAGUACUUCCUGAGGUGGGACGACGACUUCGCCACCACCAUCUACCACACCUUUGUGGCCCUGUGCUACCUGUCCCCCAUCCUGGGGGCCAUUAUUGCUGACUCAUGGCUUGGAAAGUUUAAGACGAUCGUUUACCUGUCCAUCGUCUAUGCGCUGGGACAGGUGAUCCUGGCCGUGAGCGCCAUCCAUGACAUCACGGACUCGGACAGGGACGGGACCCCUGACAACAUGAACCUCCACAUAGCUCUGUCCAUGGUGGGACUGCUCCUCAUCGCUAUGGGAACCGGGGGCAUCAAACCAUGCGUGGCCGCCUUCGGUGGAGACCAGUUUGAUGAAAGUCAGGAGAAGCAGAGAAGCACCUUCUUCUCCAUCUUCUACCUGUCCAUUAACGCAGGAAGCCUGCUGUCCACGGUCAUCACGCCCAUCCUCAGAGCGAAGGAGUGUGGUAUUUACACACAGCAGAAAUGCUACUCGCUGGCGUUCGGAGUCCCGGCUGCUCUCAUGGUGGUUGCUCUGAUUGUGUUCAUCGUUGGAAGUAGGAUGUACAAUAAGACCGCCCCACAGGGCAACAUCAUGGUCAAAGUCUGCAGAUGCAUUGGAUUUGCUGUCAAGAACCGCUUCGCUCAUCGUUCCUCUCAAUACCCCAAGAGGGAGCACUGGAUGGACUGGGCUGAGGAGAAAUAUGAUAAACUCCUGAUAGCCCAGGUGAAGAUGGUGGUGAAGGUGCUGUUCCUCUACAUUCCUCUGCCCAUGUUCUGGGCUCUCUUCGACCAGCAGGGCUCAAGAUGGACCCUCCAGGCCACCACCAUGAAUGGAGACUUUGGGUUGCUCACAAUCAUGCCGGAUCAGAUGCAGACCGUCAACCCCAUCUUCAUCCUCAUCUUGGUCCCCAUUAUGGACAGUGUGGUCUACCCCCUGAUUUCCAAGUGCAAAUUAAAUUUCACACCUUUACGGAGGAUCACUGUCGGGAUGUUCCUGGCUGCUCUGGCCUUCGUAUCUGCUGCUCUGGUCCAGUUACAGAUCGAUAAAACUCUGCCCACGUUCCCGUCGGCCAGAGAGGGGCAAGCAAAGUUCAUCAACGCCAUCAACAGGCCGCUAACAGUCACAGCUGGAGACCAAAGCUUCACGCUGGAAGCUUUCUCGGCCAACAAUGACUAUCUGACCUUUGAUGACCAGUUUCAACUGACUGUGGAAAAUAUGACUGAGUUAGUCACUUUAAAUGGCGGCACUCGAAACACCAUGACUAUUGUUCAGGAUGGAGACCGACCCAGCUUCACGCCGUUCAAAGACAUCACAGCAAAGCCGGAGGAGGGAGCCAACUCCCUCAGGUUUUUUAAUGGUUUCCGGUCAGUUCUGAACAUAACAGUGGGGGACAAGUGGUUCGGGGACAUCGUCUCCAACAACAUGUCCCAGUAUGUCAAUGUCUCGCGGGGAAACGCUGAGCUCAUCAUCAAGAACAACGCUGGAGACGAGUGCACCUUCACGAAGACCCUGGGCUUUGGCAGCUCCUUCACCUUCAUCAUCCCCUCUACUUUCACAUUUGAAGGAAAUUGUGCGCAGAGCAUUCGGGAAGUGAUGGACAUGGAGCCCAACUCCGUCCACAUGGCCCUGCAGAUUCCUCAGUAUUUCCUCAUGACGUCCGGAGAAGUUGUCUUCUCAGUGACUGGUCUGGAGUUCUCUUACUCGCAGGCACCCAGCAACAUGAAGUCUGUGCUGCAGGCCGGUUGGCUGCUAAGUGUUGCCGUAGGAAACAUCAUCGUGCUCAUCGUUGCAGAAGCAGCAACACUUCCAGACCAGUGGGCUGAAUACAUCCUCUUUGCAUCACUGCUGGUGUUGGUCUGCAUAAUCUUUGCCAUCAUGGCCUACUUCUACACCUACACUGACCCAGCCAAGAUAGAAGCCCAGUUUGCCGUCAUGGAGCCUGAAGAUAAGGAGAAGAAGAAGAAAAGUUUGGAAAUGAUCAAGAAGGACUCAGCUGAGCACCACGACGAGGACAGGAGGAGUUCUGAUUCCAGUUCCGAUGAAGAGGAAACUAAACAGAGCAGGAUGUGAAUCAACCCGACGUAAAUGAUGCUUUGGGUUCAUUUGUUUUUAGUUCUCUAUGCUGAUAUACAAUCACAAAGAGCCCAUUACAAUCUGUAUUUAUUUCCAAGCGCAGUAUUGUAUGUAUUGUAAACUAUUUUGUACAUUAAUAUCUGGACCAGGUAAUAAUCUAACAUCGUCUUAGUCACCCAGAAAUAUUCCAUAUUCAAGGUUCAGAUUUGAUUUUGGCCCAGAAGAAGCCCCCUGAGGGGAUGCCUGUUGGUCAAGGCCUACAGCGAAGAGGCUAACAGGGUGGUGCAUGUGAUGAAACAUGAAUCUG